AUGAAGGAGUCUGCAAAAAUCUCAGACGACAAGCCAAAGGCUAGCAAAGAAGCUAAAGAGAAGACUGACGCAGAUGAUGAUGACAAGAUCUUUGGGAACAUUGUGGAGUGUAGCCUGAAUCAUCGGGAGGUGCUUCGUACUGAUAGUUUCACAAAUGCAUGGAAGGAGAAGCCAAAGGAAAUCCAUUGGGUGAAGAUCGGAAAAGUUAUUGCUAUGAUCUUCUUCGUCAUAUUCAUUGUGUCAUUGGGCUUGUUCAUCAUAAGGGAGCAUGAAAUUGAGCAGCUUGUGUCAACUGCUGAGAAGAAUAGAGAAGGUGUUCCUAAAAUUAGCUCCCCCAUAAAACCUGACCAUGGUUUCGUGACGUCAUCAACUACUGCAGCUCCCCCGGAUAUCACCGAUAUGUUUUCAGGACUAUGA
Messenger RNA from Caenorhabditis elegans, 417 nucleotides. RefSeq lists its product as uncharacterized. NCBI's taxonomy places the organism in Eukaryota, Metazoa, Nematoda, Chromadorea, Rhabditida, Rhabditidae. Bases 1 to 417 code for a protein of 138 amino acids. The record is from RefSeq and is marked reviewed. The transcript is spliced from 3 exons.